AUUUGAUUAUUUGAUUAUUUGAUUAUUUGAUUUUAUUUAUUUUAUUUAUUUCAGCCUUCAAUUCCAAACUUAUCUGUUGUGCACUGUCCAGCUAAGCCAGCCCUUUUGCCGCCGCCGCCGCUGCAGGAUCGAUCGGGCCAGAAGCAUCGCCUGCGAAAGACAAACAUCGCCAACCUGCUCUCCGACUUCUUCACUUCUCCUCUUCUCUUCUCUUCAUCUUCAUCUUCAUCUUCAUCUUCAUCUUCAUCUUCAUCUUCAUCUUCAUCUUCAUCUUCGUCUUCAUCUCUCCUUCAUUCCCUCCAUCCGUAUCCCCUCUUCUCUCUGUGUAUAUUCAUUCUUAAUUCACCCUCUCAUUCCCUCCCAUUGGCUGCUGGCGUUCCCCCAAUCACGAUCUUUCGCAGGUACACGAAGCCAAAUAAAUCGUCCCCUCCCCAACUCGACUCCCUCGACUCUUCGAUCGGCGCCCUCGUCCUACCUUCUUCCCUCAUCCGUGUGCAACAAAGCUUUGCUACAUUGCAGACCUGUUCAUCUGACUGUGUACAUUGCAGGCACGUGAAUACCUGUGGGAAGCUGGUUGUCUUGUUAUUUUUGGUGCUGGGUCUGUGUCUGCUGGGAGGGCAGCAAUAAAUAAGAUUGAUAAGAGAUUCCCCUCUUGACAGUGCUCUCUUUGUUCCAUGUCGUGGUGAUAAAGUAACUUUCUUAUUGUCCCGGGCGUGGGUUGUUGACCCUGUCCCAAGCGAAUUGAGUUGGGAACCAGGAACGAAGGAUAGAUAGAUCUACAACUCCAAGCCACCCCAAAAGGCCAUCCAGGACCUCAAGAGAGCCGCCGUUGUUGUUGUGUUGUUGUUGUACUUGCAUUUCCGGAUCCCUUUUUCUCCAUGCCGAUCAAGCUCCCCAAGGGCUUUGCUCGGCGGAAAUCUUCUGGAAAUGCCUUGGAAGCCUUGGAUGAGACGCCCCAGCCCUCGUUCAGGGUCUUUGAGCGUCCUGGUGCUGCUAGAAAGUCCCUCGAUGGAUCCACCACUCUGAACUCCAGUACCAGCAACAGCAGCCAUAAUAAACGUCUGUCGGAGGACCCCUACGCAAAUAACAUUUUUGCAAACAUAGACCAUCCCUCUCCCGUGGACAACCGUGGAAGCAGAGGCACUAACAAUUCUGCCUCGACCGGUCGUUUGUACGAUAGCUCUGCUUCCUCCGCCAAGUUUAGUUCCUCCUCUACCUUACCCAGCUCCACCGAUAUCCCCAUCCAAGAUGUUCCCCCCCCCCCCGUGCAUGACUCUUCCUUCUUCUCUUUUCGAUCGGCUGGUCGGACAUUCUCCUUCGGAACCAAAUCCUCUUCUUCCAAGUCGCUACAACGCCUGGAGGCCACCACACCUCGAUCUAGGGGGACUGCGACUGCCAGAGAACGUGCGCCGACUACCAGUACUACGAGUACUGCCACUCCCCACAGGUUACCAGAUACAGAAUUGGAUAUGGGUGACUCGUUAAGUUUCGGGAAUAUGUUUGAUGGAUUUGACAAGGAGAAGGAAGUCCAGAAAGAACCAUUGUCACCAAGUCCGCUUGGCCGGGGGUCCGCAUCAGCACUUCCGCCACUACCUACAAAUGACACUCAGAACCAUCCCACUCCUCUCCGAAUUGUUCCCUCUAAAGAUGUUGAACCCUCCCCGCGCACAAAUGAAAGUCAGAAUUCACGAGACGGCCUAAUGAGUAGGGAAGACGAUGAUAUCAUAUCCCGCCCGCCCGCCUCUCGAGUAAGAACCUCGGUGCAGCCAAACACUAACGGCAGUCUUUCGCCGACAUACAACACUGGUUCAACCUCUAGGUUCUAUAGAAACACCGUACAGCUUGACCGGAAUGCUGCGGUGGAAGAUGAGGACGCAAAGAUCGUUAAAAAUGCAGUAUCUGCACACAGACGGAUGACCGCCGAAUUCUCACCUGACGGUGACUUUCCUGAUCCUCUACCGUUCUCGGAGAACAGACUGCAGCAGCGUAAUAACGUGAAACAAAUCACCCGCCGACCAGUUCUACAAGACGAAGAAUCCCACCUCGCAGCUGCAUUAGCUGCCGAGGCCAGUCUGGCUGAACGAUACGAGGAGAAUGCCAACAACUCCGAGAGGCAGCUACCCACGAAAGUCAUGACUCCGGCUCAGUUUGAACGGUAUCGACAGCAGAAAGAAAUGACGAGGAAGAAUAGUAACGCUUCCGACACCCACCAUUCGGAUGACGAUAGUGAUCAUUAUGACGAGGAAGAGGAUGAGGUGGAGAAGGCUCGCGAGGCGGCGAAGCAAAGGAAGAAGCAGGAAGCUCAUCUGUCAGUCUACAGACAGCAAAUGAUGAAGGUUACGGGAGAGACAAUAAAACCACUCGAUUCGGACCAGAAUGGUGUGGACAAAGCCCGUGCAGCUUCGUUGAACAAUCUAAACCGGAGCUCCUUCCUGGCACCAGAGCCCACGACCAACGGGAAAGUCAGCGAUGGAGAGGACGAUGAUGAUAUUCCUCUUGCCAUUCUUGCGGCGCACGGCUUCCCAAAUAAAACUCGACCACCGGGACAUCUCACCCCGUCGAUCUCAAAUCCUAAUCUUCGUGCAUCGAUGCUAUCGUUCGCUCAAGGCCCGCCCUCCGUUGCCGCUGAACCUACAGCAGGAACGCAAACAGGUCGCACUAGCUUACCAGUAUUUGCACGAAAUCUUCCCCGCGAUCCAUAUAACAUCGGCGCUGGUCUUGUUAACCCAUCGCACCGGGAAUCCCUGGCCAUGGGUGGAGGGACUCCAUCUGUCUACGGCGCACCGCCUGGCUUCCCCCCCGGCGGACUAGUGGGAGUAAUCGCAAAUGAAGAGCGCGCCAAGGCGAUGAGACGAGGGAGCCCGAAUGCGGUUCGUCCAUAUGAUGCGCCCCCAGGAAGCUUGCUCGGUAUGAAUCUGAACGGACAGCACAAUAAUACCAUGCCUCUUCCCCAGCAACAACAGUUCUUGAACGUUCCUGGCGCUCCACCAGGCCAACCGCCAGGGUUCGGCCAACCGGACCAGAUGUCGCAGAUGACCCAGAUGAUGCAGACGCAGAUCCAAUGGAUGCAAUCCAUGAUGCAGAUGCAGGGCAUGCAAAUGCCACUGAAUAUGGGUCUUGGCUCUCAUAACUCUACCCCACCUAACGGACCAUCCAUGGCCCGCCCCAUCUCCAUGCUCUCAAACCUCAACUUCAACCAACCCCAGCCGCAAGGGCCCCCACAAGUCGACCAUAGAACCCUCAGCCUCCUUGACCCCAAAUGGAAUAACAGACAAUCCUCCUUCCUCCCACAGCAACACCCACACCUAGGCCCGGGACCAGGACCCGGCUACACCCCCUCCGUCGCCCCCUCCGAGCGCAGCAACGUCGGCACAGCAAGCCGCUACCGCCCCGUCUCGACAAUGCAACAGCCCCCGCAGGACAACGCGAUGGCGCGUUCGUCGACGUUCACCGCCUCGACGCUGCGGCCGUGGGCGGAUGCGGAGUCGCGGAAGAUGUCUCUCACUUCAAACAUCGGUGGCAAUGGCAUGGGUAUGCAGCAGCCGUAUCACCUGCCGCGGGUGGCGACAGAGGGAUCGAAUGUGGUCGGUGGGUUAAGGCCUGUUAGCGGGCUGAGGGCUAGUACGAAUGCGAGUGUGAACGGUGGGCAAGGUGGGAAGGAUGAAGAUCAUCACGAUGAUGAUGAUGAUGAGGAGGAGGAAGCGGCCUGGGCGGAGAUGAUGAAGAAUCGGGAGAAGAAAAAGAGUGGGUGGCGGUUUAAGAAGACAGGCUCGUCUGGGUUAGGGUUGGGGGAUUUGUUUCCUGGUUCAGGGCCGAAUUCCCCGUGAUUGGAAUUGGAAUGGGGAAUGAAUAUGUGGUGGAUGCGACAAUGGUACGUGAUGAUAUGGCAUGGCUUGCAAUGUGAGGUAUCGGGAGAAUAAUCACGAACGGGCGGAUAAGUACAAGCUGGUGAAUGGAUGCGGGAGAAAAGACAAAAAGGAGUGGUGUAUUUCCAUGAGGACGAAGCUGAGUUACCUGCAUUACCUACGUUGCCUACCCACCUUGGAUUUUGAUCUUCUGCUUUACAUCUAUCCCCUUCACACACACACAUACACACAUAACUUACGUACCUAUUUAAUAUCCCUUUCUUGCGCGUUUGGGAUGAUCUAGCUUGCUUGGUGUCUUCGUUCUCUGCGCCCUCCUUGAUUUUUAUGUUAUUUUUCUUUCGCUUUGCUGCGAAUGACAUCUUGGUGUAAUUAUGCUCUCCCCCCCUUCUUUCAGUUUGUGCACGGAUCUUGGUUUCCUUUCUGGUACCUCUCCGUUUUUCGUCAAUUUGGGUUUAUUUUCUGUUCCUGGUUGCUUGCUGAUUUCGUUGUUGAGGGAAUUAUACAAUAAGGGAUUGUUGUUUUGUCGUUCGAUUGCUGCGUAUUUUAUUCCAUUUAUUUAUUUUUGGCUUUCUGAAGAUGGCAUUGCUUAUUUUCUCUGCUUCAUUUUCCUCUUAAUUUGGAUCAUAUAUAUCAUCAUAUACAUAACUAUAGGUAAUUAUAAUUGGAAUUAUUCACAGCUCUGACAACACACGAACAGACACAUGCAUAAAUGCGUCAUGAUGAUUAAAUAUAGUUAGUUAAUAGCUAGCAAAUUCAGGGUUUACAACCUCCCCCUAACCCUUUCCAAAAUCCCCCUCGCCUCCGUCACCACCCCCUUCACAAUCUCCUCCGCACUCUUAACCUCCCUGACCAACCCAAUCCCAGUCCCCGCAUACGUCGUCAUACGACCCUUAGGCCCCCACCCUUCAUCCCCCUUCGCCAUCUCCUCCUUAUACAACCGCUGAUUCUCCGCAUCAUCCAUCCCAGCCUCAUUAUCCCGCAGCGUGUCAUUCACCACCCCGCGCCCAUCAUACCGGGCAGGCCACUCAUUAUACCCGCGCACGGUAUCAUACACCGUCGUCCGCGCCGUGUUCACCCCGCCAUCCUCAACCCGCAACACCUCCGCCUGGUACCCCCGCGCCACCGCCGCCUCCGCACACGCCAGGAACCGCGUCCCCAUCACCACCCCCGCAGCGCCCAGGCACAGCGCCGCCGCCACUCCUCGCCCGUCCGCGAUCCCACCCGCCGCCACCAGGGGUAUCCCCCCAUGCCCAGCCCGCGUCAACGCGUCUUUCACCUCCGGCACGAGCGCGACGAUGCUCGCGCUGCGCGCUAGGCCGUGGCCGCCCGCAUCGCUGCCUUGCACGACCAGCACGUCCGGCUGGGCCUUGUCGGCCACCUCGAGCGCGUCGGCGACGGAGCCGACUUGGAUCCAGAUGCGGGUGCGGUUGUUCGUGGCGCGGCGCACCUCGCGCGCCCAGGCUGCGUAGUUGGCUGCGGGGUCUGGGUCGUGGGCGGCGAAGAGCCAGAGGGCAGCCGGGGUGUGUUUGGCGAGGAUGGGGAGGGCCUGGUCGAGGCUUGCGCCCCAGCUUAGCAGGCCGACGCCGAUGGGGAUCGGGGAGGUGGCGGGGUCGUCUUUGUUAUAGUUGGGGAUGGGUGGGGAGGAGGAGGCCGAGGCGAGCUCGGCGGCUUGGGUGAGGAGGCUCUCCAGCUUGGAGACGUCGAAGCCGGCGCCGAUGAAGCCGAGGCCUCCGGCACGGGUAACGGAGAUGGCCAGGUUGGGGGAGGCGAUGAAGAGCAUUGGCGCGCUAAUUAUAGCGGGGCAGUUGGCGGGGAGGGUGGGGUGGAGGUCUUGAAGGGUCGGCAUGUUAGAUAGUCGAGUAAAAGUAUCACUUCCCUUUGUUUUGGUUUCUUCGGUUUCGUUGUAUUGGUCUCUGGUAUGA
Blastomyces gilchristii SLH14081 is the source of this 5788-nucleotide messenger RNA. RefSeq lists its product as hypothetical. Bases 879 to 3827 code for a protein of 982 amino acids. The transcript has 4 exons. NCBI's taxonomy places the organism in Eukaryota, Fungi, Ascomycota, Eurotiomycetes, Onygenales, Ajellomycetaceae. The record is from RefSeq and is a predicted model, not a curated record.